Drosophila sechellia is the source of this 2129-nucleotide messenger RNA. RefSeq names its product signal recognition particle 72 (gene Srp72). The coding region runs from base 112 to 2064 and encodes 650 amino acids. Gene Ontology annotation, biological process: SRP-dependent cotranslational protein targeting to membrane. The record is from RefSeq and is a predicted model, not a curated record. The transcript has 4 exons. Gene Ontology annotation, molecular function: protein binding; ribosome binding; 7S RNA binding. Gene Ontology annotation, cellular component: signal recognition particle, endoplasmic reticulum targeting. NCBI's taxonomy places the organism in Eukaryota, Metazoa, Arthropoda, Insecta, Diptera, Drosophilidae.
AUUGCUGAUGUGUCUACAGCUGUCAAAAGUUGCAUGUUAAACGAAAAGUCGAAAGUUUAAGUCAGUGAAUAAAAUAUAUUUUACCACCCACUAACGUGCUGAGCAAACAGGAUGUCAAAGGACGCUAAUCCCAAGGAGGCGCUUAUAAAGGCAGCAUACGCUGAUGUGAAUAAGUUCGGCAAUAACCAGGAGUUUGACAAGGCUGUCAAGGCAGUGAAUCGAAUCCUAGGCGUAGCCCCCGACGAUCCCACCGCCCUGCACUGCAAGGUGGUCUGCCUGGUGCAGCUUUCGAAGUUCGAGGAGGCCUACAAGUUCAUCGAGAAAAAUCGACUGUCCUCGCUCUUCUUUGAGAAGGCCUACUGCGAAUACCAACUUAACAAGCAGGAGCAAGCGCUUAAGACCAUAGACGAUGCGGGCCUGCAGCCCCUGCCUCCGAACCUUAAGGAGCUCCGAACCCAGGUCCUAUACCGCUUGGAGCGCUACGAAGAGUGCCUAGACUCCUACCGCGACAUCAUUAAGAACACCAGUGACGAGUACGAGGAAGAGCGUCGGACCAAUCUCAGCGCCGUGGCCGCCAACUUGGCUGUGGAUCAGACCAAGAAGGUGCCCGAGGUGCCGGAAGACACCUACGAGCAGUACUUCAACAGCGCGUGCAUCCAGGCUAAUCGGCAGAAGUACGCCGAGGCCGAGCGCAAGUUGCGCACCAGCGAGAAGCUCUGCCUGGAGGACGAGUGUGCCUCCGAGGGGGAGGUCAUUGAAGAGGUAGACAUCAUUCGCGUCCAACUGGCCUACGUCCUUCAACUGCAGGGAAAGACCAAGGAGGCGUCUAGCAUCUACGCGGACUGCCUGCGUCAUAAGCCAAAGGACGCAGCCCUGGUGGUCGUGGCAAGCAACAACUUGGUGGUAGUCAAUAAGGACCAGAACGUCUUCGAUUCCAAGAAGAAGAUACGCGCUGCCCUUUCCGACGCCUGUGAGUCUAGGCUCACCUCGCGACAGAAGCAGGUCAUAGCCCUCAACAACUGUCUGCUGGCACUUUACACUAAUGCCGGCGACCAAGUGCAACAGCUUAGCCAAAAGCUGGCUCAGACCUAUCCGAAGGUGGAAUUCGAGGCGCUGCUCAUUCGCUGCACCCAGCUGGCCAAGGAUCGCAAGCACAAGGAGGCCAUCGAUCAGCUACAAAAGUUCGCAGCAGCUCACAAGUCCCACGAAUUCGUCAGCAAGUUUGCUAUCAUACAACUUCAGCUGCUUCAGGGCAACCGCAAGGAUGCAAUUGAAACACUGCUGUCAUUGGGCGAGGCCAAGUACAAGCCUGGCGUUGUCUCCGCUCUAGUCUCCCUUUAUCUGGGCACGGACAACAAGACAGCAGCCUCUGCUCUGCUGAAGUCCGCUGUCGACUGGUACAAGAAGAACAAGGUGAGCAGUGGUGAUCUGUCGGACAUGUGGCGCCAGGCAGCCGAGUUCCAUUUGCGUGGUGGCGCAUCCGAGACGGCCGCUAGCUCCCUGGAGGAACUACUUAAGCUGAACCCCAACGAUACCAAGGUCUUGGCCCAGUUGGUCAUUGCCUACGCCCAGUUUCAGCCUAAGAGGGCUCUUGAGUUAAGUAGAAAGCUGCCCAAGCUGGAAACGUUGACCACUGCUUCCGAAAUCGACGCCCUAGAGGCGGCCAACUGGGUGAUGUCAGCUAAGGCGGCCAAGAAGACUGCCAAUACCAAGGCCGAACCCUCGCCGAGCACACCGCUAGAUAAAAAGAAGAACAGGAACCGGAAACGGAAGGGAAAGCUCCCCAAGAACUACAACGCUGAAGUGGCUCCUGAUCCAGAGCGCUGGCUGCCCAAGUACGAGCGCACAGGCUUCCGAAAGAAGCGAGGUGGCGCACGCGGCAAAGAUGUCAUUAAGGGCUCCCAGGGCAUGGCCUCAGGAGCAGCCGAUCAAUACGACAUGUCCAGCCGCGUGAAUCUGACCAAGAACUCCCCCGCCACACCCGUUUACCAGGAAACAGCUCCAGGUCCAAGGCAGCAGCACCGCAAAGGUGGCCACAAAAAGAAGAAGGGCGGCCGCUUCUAAACUGACACAGAUCCAAUGCCUUUAUACUUUCGAACGCUGAUUAUAAAAACCGGUUUUGCAUUUUA